Molecule: messenger RNA, 1544 nt
Organism: Phycodurus eques (leafy seadragon)
Lineage: Eukaryota; Metazoa; Chordata; Actinopteri; Syngnathiformes; Syngnathidae
Gene: myod1
Product: myogenic differentiation 1
Exons: 3
Coding region: 1-780 (259 amino acids)
Biological process (GO): muscle organ development; regulation of transcription by RNA polymerase II; positive regulation of myoblast differentiation
Molecular function (GO): DNA-binding transcription factor activity, RNA polymerase II-specific; protein dimerization activity; RNA polymerase II cis-regulatory region sequence-specific DNA binding
Source: RefSeq, a predicted model, not a curated record
AUGGAGCUGCCGGAGCUGCGGGCCUUCGCCGACGCCGGCGACGACUUCUACGACGAGCCUUGCUUCGACGCCGACGACGCGCGCUUCUUCGACGACCUGGACGCGGACCCCCGCCUGGCGCACGCGCACGCGCAGCAGCCGCCGCCGCCGCCGCAGCUUCACCCGGCCGAGCGCGACGAGCACGUGCGCGCGCCCAGCGGGCACCACCAAGCGGGCCGCUGCCUGCUGUGGGCGUGCAAGGCGUGCAAGCGCAAGACCACCAACGCCGACCGCCGCAAGGCCGCCACGCUGCGCGAGCGGCGCCGACUCGGCAAAGUCAACGACGCCUUCGAGACGCUCAAGCGCUGCACGUCGGCCAACCCCAACCAGAGGCUGCCCAAGGUGGAGAUCCUGCGCAACGCCAUCGGCUACAUCCAGGCGCUGCAGGCGCUGCUGCGCGGCGGCGGCGGCGGCGGCGGCGGCGGAAGCGGCGGCGGCGGAAGCGGCGGCGGAGGCCGGGACGCCUUCUACCCGCUCGUCGAGGCCUACGGCGGCGACUCGGACGCCUCCAGCCCGCGCUCCAACUGCUCCGACGGCAUGGCGGACUUCGGCGGGCCGACGACCUUUGACCCCAAAACCUUUCUGAACGACGACAAGGGUGCCAAGUGCGAGCGCGCGUCGGCGGUGUCCAGCCUGGAUUGUUUGUGCAGCAUCGUGGAGAGAAUCUCCACCGACGCCGGCAACAUCGACGACCCGGCGAGCGGCCCGCGGGACCCCGACCUCAUCUACCAAAUCCUUUAGCGCGCCGCUCGUGUCCUCCGAACAAACGGAAGCCCACUUCGAGGCUUCCGGCGUGCGACGACGACGACGACGACGACAAGAACGUUCACCGGGGCCUCCAAAAUCAACUUCCCGCUCAUCGGGAAAAAGGGUGACAGCGCACAUACGCGCGGCAAUCCGAUCAAUCCACCAAAAAAAAACAAUCCAUUGGCGUCAUGACGAGAUGAAGGCAUCGCUGCAAAAUGUCGACUUUCGACAGCGUCACAUUGCGCUUCGAUUGAAGUGUUUCUGCUUGUUUGUAGCGCACGGUGCCAUAUUGCAAAUGUUUUUCAACGCUUCCUGCUAACGGUGAGAAAUAAUGCUAAUCGUGAGAAUCGUCGCGGUCAACGCGAUGUGGUGAAUUUUGCAAAUCGUCAAAGCGCGACAGCGCGUGAUCGCUUCGGAUUUUGCUCCGCGUGCAGCAGCAGAUGAAAGUCGUCGUGAUGGCGAUUUUUGACGGCGAUCGCGAUGGCGCGAUUGUUUUUGGGGGCGGGACCUGCGCUGACCGUACAUUCCUCGAGGCGCCUCCGACGAGACGAGCAAAACAGAAAAGAGAAAGUAUUUUCUUGGAAAUGGGAAAAGUUGACGUGUUGAUUGUUUGCAGAGGACCAUUUUUUUUUUGUACAUUUGAGCUGAGGUUGUAAAUAAGAGCGUUUGUUCAACGUAUUUAAUGCUUUCCUUUCUUUCUUUGUGUUUGUCGUGAAACAAAAAUGUAAAACUUUAUAUUUAUACAAACUGAGUGACAC